This is a messenger RNA of Vicia villosa (hairy vetch), 645 nucleotides long. RefSeq lists its product as uncharacterized. Bases 1 to 645 code for a protein of 214 amino acids. The record is from RefSeq and is a predicted model, not a curated record. The transcript is spliced from 4 exons. Lineage: Eukaryota; Viridiplantae; Streptophyta; Magnoliopsida; Fabales; Fabaceae.
AUGUGUGUGUUGUUUGACGCUCAAGAUAUUCUUGAUCUCGUCAAUGACGGUUACACGCCGAUCGUUGAUUCAACAACGACGAAGGUUGCGUGGGACACAUUGGUAUGGUGCUACGACGGUGACGCAUCCGUGAAGAAGGUGAAACUUCCGAGUCUACGUAAGCAAUAUGAGAAUCUCAACAUGAAGAACAAUGAUAAGGUACCAGAUUACAUCUCUAGUGUGAUUAUGGUCACCAAUCAGAUGAAAGCUUAUGAAGAAACACUCUUUGAACAAGAUCUGAAAGCGUCUUCUGGUAAGAAUCAAAAGUUGUCUUGGUCAGAGACCAAGAAGAGACAUGGUGGUUCUCAGAAGUUGGAAGCCUCCAACUCUGAUAAGAAGAAACAUCAUAAGGGAAAUGAGAAGUUUGCAAGAGAAAGAUUCAGAAAGAGGAAAAAGAUCGGAUGUGCUAAUGAUAAGUACCUUAAUGCUGAAGGAAUGGGAAAUGUCAAAGUCAGAGUGAAGAAUGGAAAAAUUGUUCUAAUCAAGGAUGUUUGUUAUAUUCUUGGUAUGAAGGGCAAUCUGAUGAGUGGAAAUAAGAGAACAUUCAAGGUGAAUGUAGGGACAACUGAAACUAAAUGCCUUAGUGGACAAGGUGAUGAAAGGUGA